Messenger RNA from Apis mellifera (honey bee), 3939 nucleotides. RefSeq names its product type II inositol 1,4,5-trisphosphate 5-phosphatase (gene Ocrl). The record is from RefSeq and is a predicted model, not a curated record. The transcript has 19 exons. Gene Ontology annotation, cellular component: membrane. Gene Ontology annotation, biological process: phosphatidylinositol dephosphorylation; signal transduction. NCBI's taxonomy places the organism in Eukaryota, Metazoa, Arthropoda, Insecta, Hymenoptera, Apidae. Bases 298 to 2913 code for a protein of 871 amino acids. Gene Ontology annotation, molecular function: phosphatidylinositol-4,5-bisphosphate 5-phosphatase activity; inositol phosphate phosphatase activity.
AAAAAAAAAAGCUACAAAACUAUCUACUGAUUUCUUUGACACACGAGGAAUACAAAAUCAUGCCUAAUGUCAAUUAUUGUACUUUGUCAUUUUUAUUCAUUCAGUGAUAAAUUAAAGUAUAUAAUAUAAGUUAUUUAAUAGUAACAUUGGAAUAUAUUUUAGAAAGAAAUAAUGAUUUUUAUCGAAAAAAUGCAGUGAUUCUUGAUAUUCAAUACAAAUAAGAUAAGUCUUCAUAUACAUACAUCAUAUCAGAAUCUUAUAUUAAAAAUUUUGGAAAAUAACAUUUUAUUGAUAAACAUGUCAUCAUCAGAACAAUCAAUGAUUGUACAAUCAAAAUUUGUCUCAGGAGAGACUGUAAUAAUUAAGGCAAUGGAAGCAUCAUUGAUACAAGGUUGGGUUAAAGCUGCACGGAUUAUAGCACUUCUUAACAAAGGAACCACUCAUGCAUUAGUUAUUUUAAUUACUUCAAGAACACCCCCUCAAGUUUAUAGUGAUCUUACCAUAGAAAGAGUAUUGCCUAUUGAUCAAGAUUUUAAAUGUAAUAUAAAUACUGAUGACAAACAACAAGAUAGUUUAGAUGUUUAUCUUAAUGUAACAUCAAGAAAAUUACAUUUAAUAUUUGAAAUGAGACCUGGAGUAGUAACUAGUUCCUUAGUAUCUGAAAUAUUUAGAGCUAUAGAAGUAUAUCAAAAAACUAAGAAUUCAGCAUCAGAAUUUUUAUGGAUCCAAAAAUUAACAGGAAAUACACGUAACUUAAAUUCCAAUAUCAAUGAAGAAGUACAAGAUAAUACUGAUCCUCUGGUAGAUUUAGAAAGUCCAGUUCUAGUUGUAACAAGACGUAGUAUUGCUUCUGGCAAAUCACCAGUAGCUGCUAGGGAGUCAGCAGUACGAUAUCAAAUGGCAUGCAAAGAGGAUGAUUAUACAUACAGUAAAACAUUUCGUAUAUUUAUUGGUACAUGGAAUGUAAAUGGCCAACCACCAAAUGGUAUUAAAUUGCAUAGAUGGUUGAGUUAUGAUAAGACACCUCCUGAUGUAUAUGCAAUUGGAUUUCAAGAAUUAGAUUUAACUAAAGAAGCAUUUCUUUUUAAUGACACUCCAAGAGAAGAAGAAUGGAGACAAGUUGUAGCAAAAUCUCUUCAUCCAAAUGGUAUUUAUGAGCAAGUAGCUAUUGUAAGAUUAGUGGGUAUGAUGUUACUAAUAUAUGCUUUGCAUAAUCAUGUACCAUACAUAAAAGAUGUAUCAGUUGAUACAGUAGGUACUGGCAUCAUGGGUAAAAUGGGUAAUAAAGGAGGUGUAGCAGUAAGUUGUUCUAUUCAUAAUACAUCUAUUUGUUUUGUUAAUGCUCAUUUAGCAGCACAUUGUGAAGAAUAUGAAAGACGAAAUCAAGAUUAUGCAGAUAUAUGUGCGCGAUUAUCUUUUACAAAAUAUGUUCCGCCUAAAAAUUUUAAAGAUCAUGACCAGAUCUAUUGGUUAGGAGACCUGAACUAUCGAAUAACUGAAAUGGAUGUCAUGGUCGCUAAACAAUAUAUAGAUGAAGAAAAUUAUUCUGCUGUCUUAGCUUUAGAUCAAUUAGGUCAACAACGGCGACUAGGCCGCGUUUUACAAGGAUUUCAAGAAGCAGAAAUUACAUUUAAACCAACAUAUAAAUAUGAUCCAGGCACUGAUAAUUGGGAUUCAAGUGAAAAAGGUAGAGCACCAGCAUGGUGUGAUCGUAUAUUAUGGAAAGGCGAAGCAAUUACAUCAAUAGAUUAUAGAAGUCAUACUGAAUUAAAAAUUUCAGAUCAUAAACCAGUUAGUGCAAUUUUUGAUUCUCAGAUUAGAAUCAUAGAUAUGGCAAAAUAUCGUAAAAUCCACGAAGAAGUUAUGAAAAAACUUGAUAAAUUAGAAAACGAAUUUUUACCACAAGUGAUGGUUGAUACAACAGAAAUUAUAUUUGAUACACUAAAAUUUCUUGAACCUAGUAGCAAAGAACUUAUCAUUGCUAAUACUGGCCAAGUACCAGUUCAAUUUGAAUUUAUAAAAAAAUUAGGUGACACUAGUUAUUGUAAAGAAUGGUUGGAUAUAGAACCAUUUAAAGGUUUUAUAAAACCAGGAGAAAAAUGUGAUACUAGAUUUGAAAUAUAUGUUGAUAAAAGAUCAGCAUGUAAAUUAAAUUCAGGAGAAGAUAAAUUAUAUGAUAUUUUAAUUUUACAUCUGGAAGGAGGAAAGGAUAUAUUUAUAACAGUUACAGGUACCUAUGAAAGAAGCUGUUUUGGAUCUUCAAUGGAAGCUUUAGUUCACAUUCCAGUACCAAUUAGAGAAAUUCCUAUUGGUAGAUUAAUGGAACUUGAAAAUAAUAAAAAUCUUUCUCAAGAACCAUAUGCUAUACCUAAAGAAAUAUGGCUCUUAGUUGAUAGGUUGUAUCGACAUGGUAUAAAAACGACGGGACUUUUUGAAACACCCGGACUUCCCAGUGAAAUUAUAGCUAUAAGAGAUUGGUUAGAUAAUUGGAGUCAAGAUCCAAUGCCUGGUAGUGUUCACUCUGUUGCAGAAGCAUUACUUUUACUUCUAGAGUCUACAGCUGAACCUUUAAUUCCAUACAACCUGCAUAGUGUGUGCUUAUCUGCUGCAACAAAUUAUUUACAAUGCAAACAAAUUGUAAUGCAACUUCCAGAAAUAAGGAGAACAGUUUUUGUUUAUAUUUGUUAUUUUUUACAAGAAUUAUUAAAUCAUACUCAAGAUAAUGAACUGGAUGCUAAAACUCUUGCAACAAUAUUUGGAUCAAUUUUCUUAAGAGAUCCACCAAGAAGUAGAGGUGAUAAAAAUCAGAGAAGUCGUACUCAAGUUGUUCAAGCAACAAUUGAUCGGAAAAAAGCUGCAUUUGUUUAUCAUUUUUUAAUAAAUGAUCAAAGCGAUUUUAUUCUUGGUCGAUAAUAAUAUUUUUAAAAUUAAAAACAAGUAUUUAUUAAAUGCAAAUUCAGCUAAUGGAAGCUUCAAAAGAAAUGAAACAUUUCAAGUGUUCUAUUUAGGUAAAAAUAAUCAUAUAAGUACUAACAUUAAAUAAAUAUUUUGUCACAUUAAUAUUUAUGUAAUAGUACUUAAUUAUGCGAACAAAAUUAUAAAGUGAAAUAAUGCACGUGAAUACCUUGCCAAUUUAAAAAUAUUUUUUAAUUAAGUAUAUUAUAUGAUAUAAAAUAACGAAAUACUCGUAAUAAGUAAGAAAUUUGUUACAAUUUCAUCUAGUCUUUGUUUAGUUUGAAAUGACUAAAUAUGUAUUAUAUAAACUUAUUAGAAUAAUAAGAAGAAAUUAUUUGACUUAUUUUAAAUUAAUUUUAUAAUAGCUUGUAGUUAUUAAAUAUUUAAAAUUAUAAUACUCUAAAUAUAUAAGAUAACUGAAAACUCCAUUCUUGUUUAAUUGCUUAUAAUUGUAUUAUAUUAUAAAAUUAUUGAAAUUACUCUUAUUAAUACAUGUUAACUUUUGUAUCAAAGUUUUAUUAAAAAAUACAUAUAAAUUGUAAUAAGAAAUGUAGCUUAUAGUAUUUUAUAGACACAUAAUUUAACAAAUCACAAGACAAUUACAUGUAUAAUAAAAAGAAAAAAAUGAAAAUAAUUGAUACAUAAAAUUUUAACGGUGAUCAAAUCUAAAGAUAGAUGUUUAUGUAUUAUAAAUUCAAAAAAAUGCAAAACAUGAUAUUAAUGAUAUUAACAUAAAAUGAUAUUAAAAAUGACUUUUAGAAUAUCGCAAAAUACAUAUUUCGUACAGAACAAAAAUUCUGAAACUAAUAGUAUCAGAAAUGAAAGAUAUAUAUAAACAAAUAAAUUGCAAUUUUAAAGCUAUAUAUAAAAAGGAACAUUAAAUGGAAAUUGAUGUCAUGGAACACACAAAAUAUCAAUAAAGCAUUAUGAAAGGGACAAAAAAUUCUUCUUUAAUGUUCAUUUGCAACGACGAAAAAAUGUAAA